CGAUCUCCGUCUCCGUCCCACUCGUUGCGUGAAAACAACAAUCACCGUCGCCUCGAAAGUGGUUCGAAAAAACCUUUAAAAUGGUAAAUAAUCAGUUGAGAACAAUAUACGCAUUUGCACGCGAGAUGUAUCCGAGAAACACGAAAACGCAAAUCCAAUAUGGGACGGCGGGAUUUCGCACCAAGGCGACGAUGCUGGAUUACGUCGUGUACCGCAUGGGGCUGCUGGCGGUCCUCAGGGGUCGGUACAAAAAAGCUUGCAUUGGGGUUAUGAUUACUGCCUCCCACAACCCAGAACCUGAUAAUGGGGUUAAAUUAGUUGACCCUAUGGGGGAAAUGUUGGAACAAUCAUGGGAAGAAUGGGCAACUAAAAUAGCCAAUGUUCCCGACGACCAACUGGAGUCGGUGGUGAGCGAGAUCGUGAAGGAGUUCAAGAUCGACAACAUGAACGAGCGCUUCGAGGUGUACAUCGGCAAGGACACGAGGCCGAGCAGCCCGAGCCUGGCCGAGGCGGCGGCGCACGGGGUGCGCGCGAUCGGCGGCAAGCCGAUGGACUUCGGCAUCGUGACCACGCCGCAGCUGCACUACUUCGUGCGCUGCCGCAACUCGAGGAACGAGUACGGCCAGCCGAACGAGGUCGGCUACUACACGAAGCUGUGCACGGCGUUCAAAAAGUUGCGCGGCGACGGUUACAGCAACGGCAAGUACGAGAACACGAUCGUUUACGACGGGGCGAACGGCGUGGGCGCCAAGAAGGUCAAGUUUUUGAAGGAGGUGCUCGGCGAUGCCUUGAAGAUCGAGAUGUAUAACGAUGAGAUUAUAGGGUCUGGAAAGUUGAACCAUUUGUGUGGGGCAGAUUUUGUAAAAUCUCAGCAAAAAUUCCCCACAGGCGUUCCAAAUAAACCAAACGUGAGAUGUUGUUCGGUUGACGGUGAUGCUGACAGGCUAGUUUAUUAUUAUAAAGAUGAUAAAGAUGUUUUACACUUAAUGGACGGCGAUAGAUUAGCAACAUUGAUAGCUUCAUACAUAAAGGAAAUUUUACAAGAAACUGGAAUUGAUUUGAACUUGGGAUUGGUGCAAACUGCUUAUGCCAAUGGUGCUUCAACAGAAUAUAUUACAAAACAGUUGAAAGUCCCUGUAAGCUGCGUACCAACAGGAGUGAAACACCUCCACCACAAAGCCCUAGAUUACGACAUCGGAGUGUACUUCGAGGCAAACGGGCACGGUACGGUCGUGUUCAGCAAAAACGCCAAGCAAUCCCUCAAAAACGAGGCGCAAAGCAACAGGAAAUCGGCGGAAGAGAAGCGGGCCAUCGCGAAGCUACUCGAUCUCAUCGAUGUCGUCAACGAAGCCGUCGGCGACGCCAUAUCCGACAUGCUAUUGGUCGAAACCAUCCUGCACGCCAAAGGCUGGGAUAUACAGGAGUGGGAGAAAACCUACGAGGACUUGCCUAAUAAGUUACUUAAAGUGGUUGUUGAGGACCGCAACAUCUUCGCCACCACCGACGCCGAGCGCCGCCUGGUCGCCCCCGAAGGCCUCCAAGAACAAAUCGACGCUCUAACGUCGAAAUACCCCAAGGGCAGAUCUUUCGUGCGCCCUUCGGGCACCGAAGACGUGGUUCGCGUGUACGCGGAGGCGGCGAGCGCCGCCGACGUCGAACGGCUGGGCGCCGAGGUGGCGCUCAAAGUUUUUCAGCUCGGAGGCGGCGUAGGGACGCCGCCCGAGCUUGCGCAGUAGGCUUUUGCGGGGGAUGGGAGUGGAGAUUUAACGGUUCGGAGAAAACGGGAAUGAUCGAAAAAAGUUUUUUUUGACCAUUGGUAAGAAAAAAAUUAAUUAUUUUUUUCGGGGAUUUACCGAAAUGCGGAGGAAAACGUUGCUGUCCCAAUAGAGUAAUUGCAUCAAAAAUGAAAAUCCCUAAAAACCUUUUUAAUGUAACCUAGAGGUAAAAACACAUUGCG
Molecule: messenger RNA, 1957 nt
Organism: Brassicogethes aeneus
Lineage: Eukaryota; Metazoa; Arthropoda; Insecta; Coleoptera; Nitidulidae
Source: the annotation of a GenBank genome assembly